AUGAACUCCAGCCGAGGUGGUUCCAGUCGAGGCACUCGCCGAGGUCGACGUGCUCCUGGUCAAAGUGGCCCUGUUCAAGGAGCUCUCUCUGGGGGUCCUCCAAGUCAACCUGCGGCAAGCCAAGGGGGCGCCAAUCCAGGAAAUCCCAGCAACAUCACUCCCGCUCCGCACUUACCGCUGCCCGUCAAUCGUACUCUCGGCUACCAGGAAAACCCUCCGGAUCCUCCUGCGUCUUCGCUGCUCGACAACGAUGAGCGAGACGCCCGUCUCACAGCGCUCAGAAACCAGCUUGCUUACCCUCGCAUGUUGUCGGGAACGACCUUGCGCUGGCAUCUCGAUCGCAACGAAUGGGAUGUCAACCGUGCCGCAGCGGAAUUCUGGUGGUACGUGAAUAACCCAACAGCAAGGCUGCCCCCCAGCCAACCCACUGGACCAUAUAUGCGUCGCGGUGACUCGGUUGAACAGGAGCGAAUUUUCACAGUGCGCGACUUUCAGACUGGUCUUCGAGAGGAAGCCAAAAAAUCUCGGAGGAAAAAGAGGGAGGAAGCAGCGCAAAACGACAUGUCCGAUUCCCCCAGCAACCCCGCCAGUAACCUUCCCAGUAAGACCCGUAGCAGGUUACCAUUAAACGUCCACAUGAUGCUCUUACAUCAUGCCAAUAACUUUGUCCCGGAGGAUGUGGAGACAGAAAUUCAAAGGCGCAUGGAGGGCCCGGACGAUGAUCACAAAGACCCAGAUGGGAAUUGGGAUCUUGACGACUACGAAAUUGAGGCUUCAAGGCUACGUCAGCCUCUAGACGGUCUGUUAGCCAUGGAUCGAAAACUCGCCUUUUUCUUGAACAUCUCAGCCACCAACAGUGUGUACUCUGCACGAAAACUGCUCGAACAACACAACUGGGAUGUCGUGGCCGCCAUAGAUGCCUGGUUCCAGGCUGGGGGGGUUCACGUGAGCUUCCCACCUCUCCCACCCGGGGAUGAAGAAGAUGCAGAGGAUGGGCUGCGGGCAGUCAACGUUAACCGUCCUCCUCGGAUUCGAGAUGGUCGGUUCCAGUUCUUCGAUCACGACUACGACAAAUUCGAUCGAUGGCUAUCAAAGAAGCGCAAGGCGCCCGGAUCAGGUAGUGACACAGACAGCUCCAAUCCGUCAACUAUCAUCUCAGCGGGCCAAGCCGGCAGCGUUGGCGCAGUGCCCCAGUCCCUUCCCGCUACAUUGAGCAAACGACAGAAAACCGCAGCCAGCGGCGCGGACGGGGACGCGGACGUGGAGAUGGAUCCCGGACUAGGGUCUCCGAACGACGCGGAUAACAGUUCGCAAGACUCGGGGCAAGAUGGAGCACAGAAUCAGCAUCGCCGAACCCGCGGUGGGGGCCGGGGUAUCCCAGGUCGUGACUAUAUCAGCGGUAAUCGUGGCGGGACAGGCAAUCCUCGCGGUGCUCUGAUCAACCCUAAUCGCAAUCCCGCAGUCGUCCACUGUCCAGAUCCAACAAAAUUGGUUAUCGAAUACAUCAAAAACGGCGAGUAUAAGUGCCAGCGAUUCAAAGGACAGUUCAGAGUCCGGAGAAACCUGCCCUUCCGAUGGGACGACAUGCCCGAUGAUACAGUUGAAGAGGUGGAAUUUGACUGGCACAACAAAAAACACAUUGAGAAAUUAAACCGCUGGAGGAACGACCGUUAUGUCCAAAUCACAGGUGUCACUAGGGGGCAACCCAACGGUGGGCCAUUCAACAAGUACGAGGAGCAAUGGCUUGUGGAACAGGAAGCCAACCGGAUCGAGCAGAAGUUUCUCGACAUGGCCGGCCAGGUCGACGUCAAUGGUAGAACUGAUCCCCAGCGCUAUCAAGUGGCCCAGAGGCAUUUUGAAAAUAGCUCCAAUUACCCGGUCCCGUUGUCAGCUGCAGAAGCCAACAACCUCAUGAAAGAGUUCAACAUCAAGUUCGCGGGCAAGCGCUUCUAUCACAAGGAAAACUACAAACCGAAUUCCACUGGGCGUGGCCCCGUCCGGGUCAAGCAAAAACCAAAGGAUAUGAGCAGGGUGGGCGACGUCCCUCGCCCCCCGCGGACACUCAACGAGAUCAAACAGCACAGGUGCCGAAUCCCUGCUUUCUGCAAGCGUUUCAUGCUCAAGCCUGACAAGGCCAAAUGGAAGGACGUCCAGGACGGGAGUGAGUUGGUCAGCGACGUCGACUCGGACUUUGAGGAUGAGAGCGGUCGCCGCGCUGUCCCCAGAGGCCCUCCGGCUGCCAGUGUUAUCGGCGGCGCCCAACCUCAGACUGGCACCCAGGCUCGGACACGCACCCAAGCCCAGACAGGCACCCAAGCUCAACCUGGCACCAGUGCCCCCCAGCAUGCCAACACUGGAGCUCAACCUGGUAGCGGCGCGGGCCAGACUGCCAACAAUGCAGCCCAAGAUGACGAAGAAGAAGAUUCAGAUAUGUAUGGCUGA
Fonsecaea multimorphosa CBS 102226 is the source of this 2442-nucleotide messenger RNA. RefSeq lists its product as uncharacterized. Bases 1 to 2442 code for a protein of 813 amino acids. NCBI's taxonomy places the organism in Eukaryota, Fungi, Ascomycota, Eurotiomycetes, Chaetothyriales, Herpotrichiellaceae. The record is from RefSeq and is a predicted model, not a curated record. The transcript has a single exon.